AUGAAUACCACCAAUAGAAAAUCUAAACGACAACGUUCAAAAAAAUUUCGAAAUGAAAGUGAAAAGCGUCGACGAGAUUUACUUAGUCAAUUAAUUACUAAUAAAGCAUCAGUUUUACGUGAAACUGCACUUUAUUUAAAAAAACAUCAAAAUGAUUUAACAAUUCAACUAAAUGUUCCAUCAACAAGUGGUCGAACAACUAAUGAACAACUUGACGAAGUUGUGAAUUUUUCAUGGAAACCUCCAUCAAAUUUAGUGACAACUGACGAAUGGACUCAAAUAGCUAUAGAAGCAAUGGGUUGUUUUUUUCUUGUGGCAAAACCUAACCCAUACAAUGGUCAAAUUGUUCAUGUAUCAAAAAAUAUUAGUUCAUUGCUUGAUUAUUCCCAUAAUGAACUUCUUAAUCGUUCUUUAUUUGAAUUAAUUUUACCUCGUGAUCAUGAUCAAUUACGUGAUUAUCUUCUAAAAGAUCAUAGAAUUAUUGAAAAAUGUAAUUUAUCUUGGAGACGAGGUACAGCUGAUGAAUGUGAAGAAUGCACAAUUAUUGGAGCAUUUAGACAAGUUAGCAAUAAAACUGAUGAAAAAUAUCUCAUGUCAAUUGUUAAAGUAAAUACAAUAGAUCGGACACUAACAAUAAAUGAACAUAAUUCAACAAAUGAAUUUACAACUCGUUUAAAUCUUCAUGGAAGAUUUAUUUAUGUUGAUUCAAAAGCUCGACAAAUUCUUGGUUAUACCUCAUAUGAAUUAAUUGGUUGUACAUAUUUUGACUUUGUUCAUCCAGACGACUUGUCAAUUAUGACUCGAGCAUAUCAAUUAUGGAAAGAUAAAGGAAGGGGAACAAGUGAACCAUAUAAAUUUUUAAAUAAAGGGCAACAAUGGAUUUUUCUUCAAACAACUUGUCAAGCUCAAAUUAAUUCUUGA
Messenger RNA from Adineta steineri, 921 nucleotides. Lineage: Eukaryota; Metazoa; Rotifera; Eurotatoria; Adinetida; Adinetidae. The record is from the annotation of a GenBank genome assembly.